UUUCCAUCGUAUCAUAUAUAAUCAACGGCCGUUUCAUUUAAUACCCAACUUAUUCCCUUGCCCUCUUUAUUUAAACCACUGUUACACCUCCCCUAAGAACACUCAUCCCACAUAAAAGGUAAAAGAGGAGCCAAAAAAUGGCGUCUGUGUCUUCUCUAAUGUUUCUGUUCAUUUUUCCUGCCGUAAUCUCCUCAAUAACGGCCGUUACUGACAAAUCGUGCUCCGAUUUCAUCCGAACAUCGUGUAACGCCACCCUUUACCCCUCCGUUUGUUACGACUCCCUCUCGCCCUACGCCGAUUCCAUCAAACAGAACCCUCGCAAACUUGCCCAAGCCGCCAUCUCCGUGAGCCUCAAAAGCGCACGCAAUGCCUCUUCCCUUGCGAACAGGCUCGCAAGAUCGAGCCCAGACGACGGUGCUCUCAAGGACUGCGCUGAUACCCUUGCUGAUGCCGUUGACCUGAUUAAACGAUCGGCUCACGAGCUUGGUCGCUUACGCCGAUCAAGUUUUGGAUGGCAAUUGAGUAACAUCCAAUCAUGGUUGAGUGCAGGUAUGACAGAUGAUGAUACCUGUUUGGAUGAGUUUGAUGACUCGACUGGAGACUCGGGUUUGAGUGGUCGAGUGUCUGAUGCGAUGAAGGUGACGGGUUACGCGCUCGCAUUCGUGAAUAACCUGGCAACAUCACAAGUCAAGAAAAAGGGCAAUCGCCCAUGACUGAUUGUGCCAAACCUCCCAUGUAUGAAAUGUUUCUGGUUUUGGUUCACGAUAUGAAGUGAAUUGGCGUGCAUAUACAGUCUUGGCUAGUGUGUGUUUCUACGGCCCGUUUGUUGGGUGUAUAAAUCCCGAACAAGGCGGUUGUCAAAAGGGUAAAUAGUGUUUGGCGAAAAACGUCCCAUUUUAUGUGGGACAGGAACAUAUCUUGGAUAUCACUGUCUUUUCAGAAAGUGUUUUAAUGUUACCGCAAUAUAAAUCAUCUUGUGUGGGAGCAAUGCGAGCGUCCAAACAGGGGUGAAAUGUGUCUGCGAUUAUUUUUACUUCGAAGUAAGUGAAUGGAAUGACUUAGCUUUUA
Messenger RNA from Amborella trichopoda, 1068 nucleotides. RefSeq names its product 21 kDa protein. Gene Ontology annotation, biological process: negative regulation of catalytic activity. The record is from RefSeq and is a predicted model, not a curated record. Gene Ontology annotation, molecular function: enzyme inhibitor activity. NCBI's taxonomy places the organism in Eukaryota, Viridiplantae, Streptophyta, Magnoliopsida, Amborellales, Amborellaceae.